Molecule: messenger RNA, 489 nt
Organism: Candidozyma auris
Lineage: Eukaryota; Fungi; Ascomycota; Pichiomycetes; Serinales; Metschnikowiaceae
Exons: 1
Coding region: 1-489 (162 amino acids)
Molecular function (GO): zinc ion binding
Source: RefSeq, a predicted model, not a curated record
AUGGUCAAGUUUUACCUCAAAAUGAAAGCUGAGCUUUCUGGUGUCACGGCUCUUGAACCCGUGGACACGCCAGAGUCUCACUUCGAGUACACGUUCCGCAUCGAGUGCACGAAGUGUCGAGAAGUUCACGAUAAGCCAGUAACGAUCAACAGGUUCGAAAAGCAUGACAUCAGCGGAUCUCGUGGAGAAGCAAGCUUCGUGUUUAGGUGCAAAUCUUGUAAACACGAGCAUCUGGCGCUGAUUGAAAGAACAAAAGACAGUGUGGAGGCCGCAAAUAGCAAUAAGUGGACGAACUUGCUUGAGAUCGAUGCUCGAGGCAUUGACUUUGUAGAGUUCAUUCCCGAGGGCCAGUGGCACUGUGUGGGAGAGGAGCUGGGGACGAAGUUUGAGGAGGUCGAUUUGGAAGACAAGGAAUGGUAUGACUAUGACGAUAAGCAAGGGGAAGAGGUGAGUGUAACGGAUGUGGCCUUCGACAUCCAGAGGGUAUAA